AUGUUAGUAAGGAGCUCGGGCCCUACGCUUCAAAACAAACAAACCGCAUAUUCACUCUCGUCAACCUGCAUGUUUUCUGGAUGGAACCCAUCUCCCAUGAAUACCAAAAGCACUUCCGACAUUGCGAUCUGGAUUGAUGGUAUCCAAUCUCCGCAGCUUUCCUCAUCUAGCCGCCUACCCAUCGAUCCUCACGCGGCGGACGAUAAAGAGAACGUUCGGUUAGGGAGCAAGCGUCGUAUCAUGCAAGAGGACGUGGACCAAACACCUCGUCCUUCAAAACGACUUCGUGACCUCGAUGGCGUGCCCCAGUUUCCUCCCUCACCAACCAAGAGCGGCUCGAGCGUAGCGGUAUCCGAAGCAUCCGAAGCCGAAUCACAUCAAAGUGGGCGGUCAAGUCCUGUAAAACAACUCCAGCUACUCAAAGAUCUUGACGAAUAUCCUGUCGUGUUUUGCAACUUUGAUGACAACAAGGAAGGAGAAGAACCAGAAGAUGUUACAACAAUGCGUACAGCUAUCCAGCAGUUUGCAGACGGUGUUGGGAUUUUAAGGUAUAAUAACGUUGAUAUAAUGUUGCCUAUCUUGCCUCCUAUAGAUAAGAUGCGGUUUCAGUAUCCGUAG
This is a messenger RNA of Periconia digitata, 618 nucleotides long. Lineage: Eukaryota; Fungi; Ascomycota; Dothideomycetes; Pleosporales; Periconiaceae. The record is from the annotation of a GenBank genome assembly.